Xiphophorus maculatus (southern platyfish) is the source of this 1620-nucleotide messenger RNA. Its product is annotated as ubiquitin-associated protein 1-like. Gene Ontology annotation, molecular function: ubiquitin binding. The record is from RefSeq and is a predicted model, not a curated record. NCBI's taxonomy places the organism in Eukaryota, Metazoa, Chordata, Actinopteri, Cyprinodontiformes, Poeciliidae. The transcript has 6 exons. Gene Ontology annotation, cellular component: ESCRT I complex. Gene Ontology annotation, biological process: ubiquitin-dependent protein catabolic process via the multivesicular body sorting pathway. The coding region runs from base 463 to 1602 and encodes 379 amino acids.
UCUUGCGCUGCGGCUGUCAGCUUUAUGUAACCGGCUAAUCUCUGGAAAGUUUCAUGCUGCGCCUUUGUUUCCUGACAUCAGCGUUUCUGUAAUCCUGCCCCGUUUAAAUCCACUUGAAAAUGACAUGGAAAGUCACAAUACAAUUUUAAAUAUAUGCAAAAUUGCUUAAAACAAUUAAAUAAAUAGAUUUUUUUUACAUUACAAUUAAAGUUGAAAAUAGAUUACAAAAAGAUUUAGCUUUAAUUAUCAUGAUUUUACGUAUGUGCAUUAUUAAAAGUGGUUAUUUAUGGUAGGUCCUUGCAUGACGGAUUACACCAAGCAUCUGAGAUGGUAAACAAACUGAUGAUGUCAGAGGCUUAGUGAUGAAGAGGUUUAUCACUGCAGACACCUGUGUGUGAUUCAGACUGCUCCAGACCUGCAAGACAGCAUCUGGCAAAGGUGAUUUGUUGGUGUGUUUUGGUGAUGAUGAAUAUUCUGGAGGACGUUCCUUUUCAGACCCCUUUGGGACCGUUAGGUGUUGAGAUACAGAUGUCGACUUUACCUGAUAUUUCUGUACCACAAUGCCAUCAGAUCAUGCAGGAAACUGAGUAUCGAUUCAAUCUGGAGAGAUGGAUUUUAACUGGGCAGCAGCCGGUGAGUCAGGUUCCCUCUUGCCCCCCCUACUGGCUGAUGUUCAGUACCCCUCAAGAAACCCACAAGCUCACUCCUAGGGGCCAGGAUCUGUGGGCCCUCCGGCCCCGCAGCCACAGCCUGAGCUCCGCGGAGGACUGCUGGUUGCACCACCGCGCCGUCAAGUUCCUCCCAGCUGACUCCGAUGAAGAAGAUGGCUCAUAUAAGGACAUCGCCGGGGUCCCCAGAGAGCGGCCCCGCAGUGCCAGGGACCCGGUCUCCAGGGUCAAAGACAUGCACCUCGCUCAUUCCUCACACCGAGGUAAGCCGGGGUUAUCUCCGGUCCUCAAAGGCCACAGAGCCGCGUCUUCUCUCCCGGACUGCAGACCACCUUUACGCGCGCUGGAGCAGCUCAGAUCACAGCAGGCAAGCUCGCUGUCUCAGGGGCAGAAGAACGGCAAGAAGAGGCAACGCUCUCUGGGCAGACGGUUCUCCCAAAACACUCCGCCCGCCCAGCAUUCUCCAUCCAGGCCACUGCAACAACGACCCUCCUCGGCUGGAUCUGUCAGAAACCGCAGGAGAAAGGUCCUGACAACUCCUGGCUCUCGUGGUGUUUUCUUUGACUCAGCAGCAGAGCUUCUGACAGCUCUCAGCCAGGAGGAGAGGGAGUUACUCGAAACCAUCACAGAGAAAGGAUACCCGUUACGCACUGCCAUCCUGGCUCUGCAGAAAACUGGCUAUCAGAGUCCAGAGAAGGUCCUAAAAUACCUGGUUGCAUGUGAUCGUCUUUGCCAGCUGGGCUACGAUGAGGCACAAGUGGAGGAAGCUUUGGAGAUGUUUCAGAAUUGUGAGAGCAAGGCUGCGGAGUUCCUCCACUUGCUGACUCAGUUUGAUGAGAUGGGCUUCCAGCAGAGCGCAAUCAAAGAAGUGCUGCUUGUUCAUGAAAACCACCGUGAGCGGGCUCUGGAGGAGCUGAUGACACGCAUGGCUUAGGUAGUCCAGUCUGAAGAC